GGUGGAGACCUAGACUUCAAAAUUCAGGAGUACAAAGAAUCUGGGAGGAUAUUCACUCAAAGACAAAUAAUAGACUGGUUUAUACAGUUGUUACUCGGAGUCAACUAUAUGCAUGAAAGGUGGAUACUUCAUAGAGAUUUGAAAGCCAAAAAUAUAUUUCUGAAAAAUAAUCUUCUUAAAAUUGGGGACUUUGGAGUUUCUCGUCUUUUGAUGGGUUCGUGUGAUUUGGCAACUACGUUUACUGGCACACCGUACUACAUGAGUCCAGAAGCACUGAAGCACCAGGGUUACAACACAAAAUCUGACAUUUGGUCUCUGGGAUGCAUUUUAUAUGAGAUAUGCUGUAUGAACCAUGCAUUUACUGGACACAAUUUUCUGUCUGUUGUGUUAAAAAUUGUAGAAGGAGAUACACCUUCUCUUCCUGACAGAUAUCCAGGCCAACUGAAUGCUGUGCUGUGCAGCAUGUUAAAUAAGAAUCCUUCAUCGAGACCAUCAGCAGCAGAGAUCCUGAAAACCCCUUACAUUGAUGAACAACUAAAGAAGAUACAGUGCAAGUUCACAAAACUGACUGUGAAAGACAAGGCUUUUAACUGGCAGAAAGGAGCUGCUCCCCUUUUUGAUGCUGUGCAGAGGAAGGUUCAUUUGCAAACUCUGCAGGAACUGUCUGAAGUACAGAAAAUGACACCACGGGAACGGAUGAGGCUGAGGAAGUUAGAUGCUGCAGAUGAGAAAGCCAAGAAGCUGAAACAGCUGGCAGAAGAAAAAUAUCAAGAAAAUAUCAAAAGGAUGCAAGAAUUCAGGUCCCAUCAUUUUCAGCAGCUGAAUGUCAAUGUCUUCCAUGAAUAUGAUGAGCAGACUUCAAAACCCCCGACUCAUUCUCAGGCGGCCAUUUCGUGCGACUGUGAGUCCACAGGACAUGAUGAAACAAGUGGAAACCAGGCAGAGAUCCCUGAAGACCCAGAAAUCGCAGAAGAAUAUUACCAUGAUGAGUUUGAAUCCUAUUCAGAAGGCAGUGAGGAGGAGGAGGAGGAGGGUGCAGAAGCGUCUCAGACUGUCUCUAAGACAAAUCACCAGGACAGUGAUAUCGAGGCCGUGGUCAAGUACUUGGAGAGUGUCCUGAAUAAUAGCUCCUUGGGCUCGGGGACUGUCACCAGAGUGCCUCCAGGGACACCCCAGGGAGCCAGAGCUCUCAACAGCACAAUGGCUGAGACCAGGCUGAAACGCAUGAGGGAGUCUGCCAUCGGGAAGCUGGGAGAGGAUGUGUUUGAGGCUGUGUACAGCUGUCUGAAGCAGGCAAGGCAGCAGAAUGCCAGUGAGGAGGAGAUCAGGAGGCGCCUGGAGAAACUGGUUUCUAGAGCAAGCAUCUGCUUUGAAGUGGAUCAGCUUCUCUACUUUGAGGAGCAGCUACAGGCUGCAGAAUCACAUCUCCAGCUGUAA
This is a messenger RNA of Apaloderma vittatum (bar-tailed trogon), 1437 nucleotides long. RefSeq names its product NIMA-related kinase 11 (gene NEK11). Gene Ontology annotation, biological process: protein phosphorylation. Lineage: Eukaryota; Metazoa; Chordata; Aves; Trogoniformes; Trogonidae. The transcript has 13 exons. Gene Ontology annotation, molecular function: protein kinase activity; ATP binding. The annotation marks the transcript as partial. The record is from RefSeq and is a predicted model, not a curated record.